Messenger RNA from Pipistrellus nathusii (Nathusius's pipistrelle), 564 nucleotides. The record is from the annotation of a GenBank genome assembly. NCBI's taxonomy places the organism in Eukaryota, Metazoa, Chordata, Mammalia, Chiroptera, Vespertilionidae.
AUGCCCCUCCCGGCCGUCGCCCUCCUGCUGCUGGGGGCCCCCCUGGCGCUGGCCGGCACCGGCUGCCUGGGGUACCUGGACGAGGAGGACGCCUGGCACCCCGGCUUCAGCUGCCAGCCCUUCACCUUCUGCUGCGGGACCUGCCGCCACCGCUACUGCUGCCGCGACCUGAGCCUGCUCAUCUCCGAGCUCCAGCAGAAGCGCUGCCUGGGUUUCAGCCCCAAGUUCACGGCGGGCCUGGCCGCCGCCCUGACCCUCUUCCUGGCCGUGGUGGCCGCUGCGGCCGGCUGCUGCUUCUGCUCCUGGCGCUACCUGGCCCGCCGGCGCCGGCGGCUGCAGAGCCCCUUCCCAGGCCAGGAGAUCCCAAUGACAGGCGCCCUGGUGCAGCCGGCGUACCCGUACCCCCAGGACCCCAAGGCGGGCCCCGGCCCCCCGCCCCCGGGCUUCCUGUGCUCCCCCAGUGCUCCUCCCCAGCCUCCCCUCUACCCGGCAGGGCCCCCCGUCUACAGCCCUGCAGCUCCGCCCCCUUACCUGCCACCGCAGCCCACCUACCCCGGAGCCUGA